CCCGCCUUUUCCGUCACGGCGCUGCGGGGUGUGGCGUCACUUCCGGCCGCCGCCUGCCGGCGCGGAGCGCGGCCGCCAUGUCCACAUCGCUGGGCUCCAACACCUACAACCGCCAGAACUGGGAGGAUGCGGACUUCCCUAUCCUGUGCCAGACGUGUCUUGGAGAAAAUCCCUAUAUCCGGAUGACCAAAGAAAAAUAUGGAAAAGAAUGCAAGAUUUGUGCCAGGCCCUUCACGGUGUUCCGCUGGUGCCCCGGGGUGCGGAUGCGCUUCAAGAAGACAGAAGUGUGCCAGACCUGCAGCAAGCUGAAGAAUGUCUGUCAGACCUGCCUGCUCGACCUGGAAUAUGGUUUGCCUAUCCAAGUCCGGGAUGCAGGACUCUCCCUUAAGGAUGAAAUGCCUAAAUCUGACGUCAACAAAGAAUACUACACCCAGAACAUGGAGCGAGAGAUAGCCAAUUCUGAUGGCACUAGACCAGUUGGUGCACUAGGAAAAGCUACUUCUACCAGUGACAUGCUGCUGAAGCUGGCCCGAACCACUCCAUACUACAAACGCAACCGUCCUCACAUCUGUUCCUUCUGGGUAAAAGGAGAGUGCAAGAGAGGAGAGGAGUGUCCCUACAGACAUGAGAAACCUACAGAUCCAGAUGAUCCUCUGGCUGACCAGAACAUCAAAGAUCGUUACUAUGGAAUUAAUGAUCCUGUGGCUGACAAGCUUCUGAAACGAGCAUCAACCAUGCCCCGUCUAGAUCCUCCUGAAGACAAGACUAUUACUACACUGUAUGUUGGAGGCCUUGGAGAUACCAUCACUGAAUCAGAUCUAAGAAAUCACUUUUACCAGUUUGGGGAGAUCCGGACGAUAACGGUGGUGCAGAGGCAGCAAUGUGCUUUCAUCCAGUUUGCCACCAGGCAAGCUGCAGAGGUGGCUGCUGAGAAAUCCUUCAACAAACUCAUUGUCAACGGCCGCAGGCUCAACGUCAAAUGGGGAAGGUCCCAGGCAGCAAGAGGAAAAGAAAAGGACAAGGAAGGCACUACGGAAUCAGGAAUAAAGCUGGAGCCAGUUCCAGGACUUCCUGGAGCCCUCCCCCCUCCUCCAGCUGCAGAAGAGGAGGCUUCUGCAAAUUACUUCAAUCUACCUCCAAGUGGCCCCUCAGCCGUGGUGAACAUUGCCCUGCCACCUCCUCCUGGCAUCGCUCCACCGCCGCCUCCAGGUUUUGGACCACACAUGUUCCACGCCAUGGGGCCCCCACCUCCCUUCAUGAGAGCCCCAGGCCCCAUCCACUACCCGUCCCAGGAUCCCCAGAGGAUGGGUGCCCACGCAGGAAAGCACAGCAGCCCCUAGCACGUCCUGCCACCCUCAUCCUUCAAGUAAAUGUUAUUUUCUAGUUACCAUGGUAGCAGCAUAUGUUGAGCUGUGGGUGAGCUAGAGACGCCUUAUUUCCCUGCUUGCAGCCACAGGGCAAGCUCAGCUCCAUGUCUCCACUUAUAAUCGGGUUCUUGAUAUGUCCCAGGUCUUUCUAUUAGUGUGGGGGGUGGGUGGGGGACAGACAGAAGGGCUGUCAGGGGUCUGUGGGUCUGAAUUACAGUGCUGUCUAUGUAUCCCAUUGGCACACUUUUGAAAUAAACUUCUGGAAAAGCAAAACCAAA
Lonchura striata (white-rumped munia) is the source of this 1645-nucleotide messenger RNA. RefSeq names its product RNA binding motif protein 22 (gene RBM22). Gene Ontology annotation, cellular component: U2-type catalytic step 2 spliceosome; Prp19 complex; U2-type catalytic step 1 spliceosome. The record is from RefSeq and is a predicted model, not a curated record. Lineage: Eukaryota; Metazoa; Chordata; Aves; Passeriformes; Estrildidae. Gene Ontology annotation, molecular function: metal ion binding; U6 snRNA binding; pre-mRNA binding.